Messenger RNA from Heterobilharzia americana, 4880 nucleotides. The record is from the annotation of a GenBank genome assembly. Lineage: Eukaryota; Metazoa; Platyhelminthes; Trematoda; Strigeidida; Schistosomatidae.
GCAUCCAAGCGCUGUUUUCCUGUAAUGCGUUUCAGCAUGAGUUUCUAGGGCUAAGUAGCUCCUCUAGGAAAUGUUGUCCAGGAAUCGUAUUGCCUAUGUUGGUCCUCAACUUCUGCAAAAAAGAAGUAUAGCAGGCCAAUUUGGAAAGCUAGCGGCAAGGCUUUUGCGUUUCCGGUACUUAGUUGUUGGAGCUGGCGUUGGAGGGUCCUAUACAAUAUCAAAAAAAUAUGAUGAAGUUAAAAAUUCUCUACCGGACAUAUCCAUUAAAAAUUACAUACCGACUGAUCAGUUCAAGGAGACUAUACAGUAUGUAAAAGACUGUGCUGCCUCUCUCACUAAGUCGUGGAAGGUCUGUGAGUUUCUCUUAUUGUUCACAACUCAGUUGAAUCCUGGAUCUCCAUUGGAAGACACUAAGAACUUACGUACAACUUCAAUGGAAUACGAGACAACGAAUGGUGCAGAGACGGCUUCUCGGUUGCUUGUUCCUGAACAGAGUGAUACUAAGCCUGAAAAAGGAAACGUUAAGCACGUUACGGUCGAAGAGUUGCAAGAGGCGAUAUUCAAGAACGAGUUAGCGUUCCACAAACGCAUUGAAACGCUUCUAAAAGAGAAUAGGGAAUUGCGUAGUGAGUUGCUUUUGAAGUCACAGAAGUCUGUACAAAAAGGCCGUAUUAAUAAAUCACUAAUUGAUAUGUAUUCAGAAGUUUUGGAUGAGCUCUCAGAUUUAGAUUCAGCAUAUAAUGUUCAGGAUCAGUUACCAAGAGUUGUCGUUGUUGGUGACCAAAGCUCUGGAAAAACAUCUGUAUUGGAAAUGAUUGCACAAGCUCGAAUUUUUCCUAGAGGCAGCGGGGAGAUGAUGACUCGCUCUCCGGUUAAAGUUACUCUUUCUGAAGGACCAUAUCAUGUGGCUUCAUUCAAGGAUAGUUCUCGUGAAUAUGAUCUCACGAAAGAAUCUGAACUUGCGUCUCUGCGGAAAGAGAUAGAAAUGCGUAUGAAAGCUCUUGUUAGCGGUGGAAAAACCAUCAGCACUGAAGUUAUUUCUUUAAAUGUGAAAGGUCCUGGACUUCAGAGAAUGGUUCUUGUUGAUUUACCUGGUAUUAUAUCCACUGUAACUGCUGGUAUGCAGUCAGGUACUCGUGAAACUAUACAGGAUGUUGCACGGCAAUAUAUGACUAAUCCAAAUGCAAUAAUUCUAUGUGUUCAAGAUGGAAGUAUCGAUGCAGAGCGUAGCAAUGUGACAGAUUUAGUAUCAUCUGUAGAUCCAUCAGGAAAACGAACAAUAUUUGUUCUUACAAAAGUAGAUCUAGCUGAAUCGAAUCUACAUAAUCCUGAUCGUAUCAGGCAAAUUUUAGAGGGUAAAUUAUUCCCUAUGAAAGCACUUGGUUAUUUUGCUGUAGUCACUGGGAAAGGUGCAAAAGAUGAAAGUAUAGAAAGUAUUAAAGAAUAUGAAGAGAAUUUCUUUCGUCAUUCUCGUUUAUUCAAAGAAGGAACACUACGUAUGUCUCAGAUGACAACAGCUAAUCUCAGUAAAGCUGUAUCAGAGAGAUUUUGGAAAAUGGUUAAAGAUUCAGUUGAACAACAAGCUGAUACUUAUAGGGCUAUUCGUUAUAAUCUUGAAACUGAAUGGAAAAAUUCUUUUCCACAUUUACGUGAAAUGGAUCGUGAAGAAUUAUUUGAAAAAGCGCGUAACAAUAUCCUAGAUGAUUUGAUCUCAUUAAAUGAUAUCAGUUCAACUGUUUGGGAGAAAAAUAUUCGUUCAGAAUUAUGGAAUAAAUUAAAAGAUUAUAUAUUCAGUAAUAUAAUUGAACCUUCACAGCGUAUUGAUAAUCUAGGAACUUUUCAAACAAAUGUUGAUAUAUGGCUUCGUGAUUGGGUUGAAAAUAAUUUACCAAAAGACUCUAUAAAAGCUGGUUGGCAAACUUUAUACAAUCAGUUAGAUAAUAAAUUAAAAACAGUAAAAAAUGCACCAGGUUAUGAUCCACUUUUUGAUCGAUUAAAAGAUGCUGUACAUCAAGAAACUCGAAAACGUCAUGAAUGGGAUCCAAAAGCUGAAUCUCGAUUGCGUGUAAUACAGUCCAAUGCUUUAGAUGAUCAUACUGUACACACAAAAGCUCAAUGGACUGCGGCUGUGGAUCUUUUAGAACAAGCUGUUAAGGCUCGAUUAAAAGACGUGAACCAAUCAAUCGCUGCAAAUUUCGGACCCGGACGGAUCGAACAAUGGACUCGUUGGAAAAGACGUACUGCGGAAGAACAAGCCAGAUUACAAACUGCUCAAGAAAUUGAAAAUUUAUUGAUAUCACUUCCAAAACCUACUGCACAUAUCACUCCAGACGAUUUAACAACAAUUAGACGCAAUCUUCAGUCUCGUAAUGUACCUGUAACUGAUAAAAUGAUUCAUGAAACAUGGGAACCUUUAGUUCGACGUUUAUACCUUGAAAGAUCUUUGUAUAUCUGUCAAGAGUGUCGUAAAGGCUUUUAUUAUUAUCAGCAUGGUUUUUUAAAUACAUCAUCAUUUGAUAAAUCGAAUACAAAUAUUUAUCCAUCUGAUAUAAAUGAACAACAAUCUAUUCAUACUGAUGAUCAAUCGAAUAUCUAUAAAACUUCAUUAUCAUCUGAGUUUCCAGAUUGUCGUGAAGUGAUCUUUUUCUCCCGAUUAAUACGUAUGAUAGAUGCUACUAGUAAUGCUCUUCGACAACAAAUUAUGAAUGAUGAAGGCAAGUUUUAUUCUAUACUGGUGAUUUAUGAACACAUUUUUUUUUCAAAAAAAAAGUGAACUUUUUCUUCAUUGUAUUUUCGAAUAAUAUAAAAUUCUAUGAUUUUACUAGUUCCACCAACCCCCCCACCUCCCAUCUUCAUCUCCUAAGAUUUAAGUAACCAGGUAGUAAGGACCUUCACUGUCUUCCUGAAGAAUACAAAUCUUGGUCGAAAUGAUGAAGAAUAUUUGUAACUCAAGUGGAUAAUCUUGAUUGUAUUUUUUGAGCUGGGUUAUUUAGUUGUAAAACUUUCAUCUUCUCGCUAGACGACAUCAUCAGCAUUGAUUUCAGUAUGAAGUAGCAAGCUUUCAAUAUCUCUCCAUGAGUGACUUAGUAGCUUACCCUGACGAUGUGGUUCGUGAUUGGUUGUUUCCUUUGACGGUUGUGUCAGUGACAGAUUAUAUAGAUUUCCCUUUUGGCUGUUCGUCUGUUUGACCUCUGACCUUUCUGUCGUUUAUCACUCUUCUCAUUGGUUGAUAGAUUAGGUCUGUGUCUAUAUAUCUAUUGAUUACUGACUGACGUAAAUGCCAAGCAUCUAGGAAUUCUCUGAUCCUGAUUGAACCUAUGUUUUUGUGGAAUUAGAUCAUUAAUCAUCUUGACAGAUUGAUUGGAAGCUUUGAGUCGAUAGAAGGCAUUUGUAUUAUCUUAAGUACUAAAUUAUAGGAUAUUAUCGAGAAUUAGUAAUGGUGUAUAGUGGUCAGCAGUGAGAUCCAGGGCUCGCGUUCCAUCCUGAUUGGAACUUGUCAGCUGGAUGUGUACCUGCCUUCUAGUGAGCGUUAUUGUUCCUACUGAGACUCGAACCCGCGACCGAUCAUUUCAAAUGCCAGAGCUAAUCCUGCGUUCAAGUCUUAGUGGGAACAAGAUCACUCAGCUGACGAGUCUCAAGUAGGAAGAAAUAUGCGUCUUAGAUCGCACUUCUAUCCACUGUCAGUUGUAAUUAUAAAACUGAAACGACGGGCAAUAUCGAGGCAUCCGCCUAGGAACCUAUGUGCCAGUAGAGACCGGUCAAAUCGGUUCAGUCAACGACCAGAUAAUAUAAGUAAUCAUCAGUGUAGGAGUAAAACUUGGACACCAUGAUAGAUCGUAAUUCCAUUUUAGUCUGUUUAUUAGAAAUGUCACACACAGUAAAGAGACAGUAUCGUUUACUAGAUAACAAUGUUUCUGACACAAUUUAUUGUCCAUAUUCAUAUCAGGUAACUAACUCGACAACUUUGAGACAGAAUUGAUAUCAAUAGUUCUAAUGUUCUCUCCUUCUUUGUGAUGACAAGGGUAGUAGAAAGAAUAAACAACAAGGAACUCUGACAACGAACCAACCAAUAACCUAUCACAUAACAAAUAUGCAGAGGAAGAAAGUGGAGAUGGAUUGGGCCUACACUGAGAAGGCUGAUUGGAGACAUCACGCGCCAGGCCAGUUGCUCGAGUGGAAUCCAAAUGGGAAGCGACAAGUUGGGCGACAGAGUCGAGGGUGACAUGGAGGAGAUGAUGUGAGGAAGAAACGAAAGUUUGUGGGCAGUCAUAGAGUGAGGUACAAACGACUGUAGAGAAGAGAGUAAAAUGAAGGCGUGCUACUGAAGCCCUAUGUUCAACUAGCAACCCAAGGGAAAAAUAAUAAUAAUAUAAUAGGUAUAUAGGAUUAUUCAACUUCGUUUGUUAUUACAGAUAUUAUGCAAUACGCUACAUAGCUUUUGCUGAUAUACGUAUGUUGGACUUACGUGUCUGAAUGUGACCCCGUCAUCGAAAUGCUUUGACGGUUCACUGGUGUACAUAAGUUUCAUUUUCCCCAUUAAGGUUAACUUUUGUUGCAUAACAGGUUCUUUAUUUAAUGAUUUACACUGAACCACGUAUUGGAACUUUAGCUUCAAGAUGAAGGGUGAUUUUUGUACUACCUUCCUCUAUCCUUAUCUGAUUUGACAUUUCAACUGGUAGUCCAAUCGUUUAUUGUAUUGAUUACUAUGGAAACCAGACUGUUCAUCUAGAGCUAACUAUUGGAAUUCACUUACUAUACCUAGUAGAGCCUUUAGAAUUGAAACCAUGAAAGAAUAUGACUUUUGACGAAAAGAUAUCUAAACUAAUAAAAAGAUAGUUACUACUAUUCUACAAUACCAUCUUACUCCAGAAAGUUAAACG